Messenger RNA from Chaetomium strumarium, 1134 nucleotides. RefSeq lists its product as uncharacterized. The record is from RefSeq and is a predicted model, not a curated record. Lineage: Eukaryota; Fungi; Ascomycota; Sordariomycetes; Sordariales; Chaetomiaceae. The transcript has a single exon. The coding region runs from base 114 to 920 and encodes 268 amino acids. Gene Ontology annotation, biological process: cilium assembly.
GAAUUCCGCUUUCAUUUACACGCCCAAGCCCGACUGUCGCUGUCAGACUGGCUUGACGGACCCCAAGAGGAGCGCCGCAGAGCAACCCAUACGGAAGUCCACACCGCGACACCAUGGCCUACGUCGACUUCAACCUGAGCCGGCGCGACCUCCAUGUCCUCGAGAAAAUCAAGGACCCAGAGUCCGACCCGUCACUCUUGGUCCAAGUCGACCCCAGUCUUCCUAAGGAUCCGCACAUUUCGAACCCUCAGGAAUACCAGAACGUUUCCCAACAAGAACGUGAUAUCAUCUUGUCCAUCCAGCUGCUCGAGGCCCAGCAGGUCAAGCAGCAAUCGGACGGAACAACAGACGUCGACAUUGCUGAGGAGUACCGCAAAUGCGUCUCGAGGCUCGGGCAACUUAUCCAAAACCAUCCUCAGUACGCUAGUGCCCGUAACAACAGGGCACAGGCCUUGCGACGCUUAUACGGCGACGCAUUGCUCAUCCCCGAUGCGCCAAGGAAUCCACAAGCACUGCUCCAACAGUUCGACGAUUUCGAGCGGUUAGGCGCCGCGAAGACCGUGUUGAGCGACCUCGACCACGCCAUCUCGCUUCUCGCCCCCAAAGUGGCGUAUUCCAGACUGUCGCCGCAGGUCGCCAGGACCUUAUCCAAUGCCCAUACCCAGCGGGCCGCCAUCUACCUCAUGACCUCCAAGCUGCUGGGCUCUAAAGCGGUCUCCAUAGACGUUGAGAGGCCCGAAGCGAGCUGGUCCAAGCUCGACUUCGAGGAGCAGGCGUCCCGGGAUUUUGCCAUGGGAGGAAGAUACGGGAACGAGAUUGCCAAGGCCCUGGCAGUGAGCACGAACCCGACGGCGAAGCUCUGCGGGCAGAUGGUUAGGGAGGCGAUGAAGAAGGAGUACGGGCCGGGUUUGGCAUCAUGAUGGGCGUUUAAGACGGAAAGAGGGCCGAGAAAAGUGAUUUGCUGCUUGGGCUAAGGGAUGAAGGCGUUCAGGUCUGUUAUUUGAGGGUAUUGCAAUGUUCCGAGUAAAUGACGGAACACAUUGAUAUCCUAUGAGCUCUUUAAGAAUCUAAGGCGACUGUGCCAAGUAGUGUGAGCAAAGGUGUCUGGCGAUUGUGAGUACGGCACGGGAAGCC